Messenger RNA from Ostrea edulis (European flat oyster), 2618 nucleotides. Its product is annotated as aquaporin AQPAe.a-like. Gene Ontology annotation, biological process: transmembrane transport. The record is from RefSeq and is a predicted model, not a curated record. Bases 219 to 1175 code for a protein of 318 amino acids. Gene Ontology annotation, cellular component: plasma membrane. The transcript is spliced from 3 exons. Gene Ontology annotation, molecular function: water channel activity. NCBI's taxonomy places the organism in Eukaryota, Metazoa, Mollusca, Bivalvia, Ostreida, Ostreidae.
AUUAAAUCAGGUCGGUCCUGAUUAUCUAGAAGUUAUAUCUACCUUCUACAGGGGGUGACAAUCUGACGGUAACCGGGAACACGUACCUGGAAUACCGCGGGUUUAUAGUACUCUUAAAAGACAGGGAAUCGACAGCAGGAAUUUAAAUGCGGUUCCAUCAUAGGAACAUUAUGCUGAUAAUUUGACCACCCUCCGAUAGGUUGUCUUAUCACUAGCUUAUGAGCGGCGGAGAGACUGGGGACGGGGAACGGAGCAGUUCUGGACAAAGAGGUUGUACAAAAUUUUGUAGGUCCAGAAUGGUGACGAGUUUGGAUGACAUUAAAUCCCUCCGCUUCUGGAGAGCGGUGGCGGCGGAGUUUGUGGGAACUUUGUUACUGACGAUGGUCGGUUGUGGUUCUGUCGUGACGUGGGACGACGACGGAAAAUUGGUGCAAAUUGCUCUUUGUUUUGGACUUAGUGUUGCAACGGUCGUCUGGAUCAUCGGUCACGUAAGUGGAGGACAUAUCAACCCGGCCGUAACGGUCGCGUUCUUCGUAACUAGGCGCAUCAGCCUAGCUCGUGCCAUCUUCUACGUCAUCAGCCAGUGUAUCGGCGCCAUUGUGGGUGCAGCGCUUUUGUUUGGGUUGACUCCUGCUAGCCAUCGUAAACAGGGAUCACUAGGGGUCACCAAAGUAAACUCGGAGCUAACAGGAGCGCAGGCGUUUGGGGUAGAGUUUUUCGUCACCAUUGUGUUGGUGUUGACUGUUUUCGCUUCCUGUGACAAGAAGAGGAAGGAUUUGAAUGGAUCGUUUCCUUUAUCCAUUGGUCUCUCUGUCACCAUGUGCCACUUGUUUGCAAUCCAGUACACCGGCUCCAGUAUGAACACUGCCAGAAGUUUUGGACCGGCGGUAAUCAUGGGUCAUUGGGAGUAUCAUUGGGUGUACUGGCUCGGUCCACUACUAGGGGGGCUGGUGGCUGGGCUUCUCUACGACAAUGUGUUUGCCGUCAAUGCCUCUCUCUUGAAGGCCCGCGGAUUCCUGCUGUCUAGCGAAUACGACAAUGAAAAAUUUUCCUCCAAAAAACCCAAGAUCCGGGUCAUUCAGGAGGAGGACGAUGAAGAAGAGGGAGACAGAAACCCUCUCACCAGCUCGUUCGACUCAGAGAAGGGGGAUCGAGAGCGACCCGAAUCUCCAUAGCAUCUGCAUGUAUUUCCCCAAGGCUAAACCGAACGCACGUACAACAUUAAUUGAAUUUAAGUUGACAUUCAUGCAUUGUUCGUAAGUGUUGGUGGCAUGUAGUUGUUUCUUAGUAAUGUUUAAGUUGUUAUAGAGCUGUAUUUCAUCAACUUUAUGUGUGUGUGUUUGUGGAAAAUUGAAAAUGAUAACUGUAGUCAUACACAUGUACAUGUAAAGAUUGAUGUGCAUUAAAUAAAGAAAAUAUUUACCGAGAGUAAAAUGUUGAUACUGAGACAGAAAUAACACAUUGUAUUUGUGGCCGAAUGGUUAGAGCAUUGCGCUCAAAAUCGGCCUCUCGCCCCUACUCGGCGCGGGUUCGAUCACGCUCGCGCCGGUAAGUGAAAAAGUUUCCCAGUUUACUUUCGGAAGGUCAGUGGUCUCUUCCCAGGUACAUUGUAUCUGGGCUCUUUCUUCCACCAAUAAAAACUGGGCCCAGAUAACUGAAAAAUUGUUGAGUGUGGCGGAAAACAGCAAUCAAUCAAUCAUUACCAGUAUGCUCAUUUUCAGUACUAUUUUUGAAAUCGUGACGUAUGUCAAAGAUUUUUAACCAUACUCCCAGAACUGUAUCGCAUGAUUUAUGUAUUGGAAGUAAGCGAAAGAAUUGACAUGGUGGUAUGACUAGAAAUAGUCGUUUUUAUUUUUUCAUUAAAUUAUUUCGAGUUCUCUGAUUGUCUGAAAUUCAACAAACUACAAUAAAGAAAACGUUAUAUUUACCUCUACUUGCCUUCAAGGUGAAUUAAAUUUUCCAACAUUUGACCAAAAAGGAAUUGGGAAUAGUAUAAUUUAUUUAUUGUCUUUCAAUGGAAACUCCCGUCUCUGCGCACUUUGACAAGGUGUUGCACCCUAGCUGUAAGUAAGAAUGCCUUACAUCACAAACUGGAGUGAUAGUUAUUUAACUGCACAUAUUAGUAGUAUCGAACCUAAUAUAAUGAUAAAAAGAUGGCAGAUUAUAGAAAUCGGUUGGUAAGCUUUAGUAGAGGGCUUCGAUGUUUUAAAUUAUUUCAAGUCAUAUACGAAGCAAAAGCCCACGUCUCUAAUCACUUUCAACUAGGUCUUGCACAGUAGCUGUAGACAAAGAUGGUUGACCAGGUAUCAUUUCGCACAUUAGUUUCAUUUUCUUAAUGUAUACUUUAUUCUCAUAAAAAGUGUAGGCUCUCGUAGCCAGUUUCGGUGUUUUAGAUUAUUCAAUCAUGUAAUGUGUACAUCAAUUAUUGAAAUUUUUCUAUGUCAAAACGAUGUUUUAGCUACCCAAGAAGUAGAAUACAUGUAUUAAACUCGUCCUUUGGGCUCGGUGAAUAUUCUAAUUCUUAUAUGUAGAUAAAGCAUUGUAUUGACCUCGUAAUGUAAUUGUACACAUAUGUAAUGCCAAUAUUACAUUCUGAGCAAUAUUAAAAGUGAAUAUCA